AUGUCUUGCGAGCACUAUGAAAGUCUACGAUACAAGUCAUCAUUUCGAAAUUUGCUUCGUUUAACAAGUUUUGAUCCCGAUCGAAAUGAGUCUCAAGCUCGUAGCCUUCGCCGCAACAUGUGUUUUGCAGGCAUUCGCUUCCAAAAUACAUCAGACAAAACGGUUAAGUGUGGCAAAUUUUCGGCACCACUGUGCUACUCUGACAUCUGUAAACCACCUGAGGGUGUGAACCAGACCAUUGAACUUUUGGUUAAACGAUAUCCUGCCAGCAAUCCCGAGACUGCAAUUAAUAUAUGGAUUCUGGACGGGGACGUCGAAACUAAGGAAUUAUCGGCGGUCCUGCUAAAAAGACAUCUAGAUGCAAAUGUCUAUAUGAUGGAUGCUCGCGGAAGCGGAAAGAGCACGAGUCUGGAUUGUGGAAUGACAAUAAUCGAUCCAGAGUAUAAUUUCAUGAUGAACCCUGCCGAAGUUGAGUCAUGUGCUUUAAUUCUAGAAUCCAUGUUUGGUGAUCUCGUGGCAUUUUCACCGAUGAGUGCGGCGCACGACCUUUUUGAUUUGAUCUCUAAGCUUUCCAAUGGCGCCCACACUUUUGUGUAUGGAACCAACUACGGGGCAUUAACGGUGAAACGUCUCAUGCUUCUCGCCCCUCCUGAAGUUAUUGGGUACGUUCUGGAUUCGCCAAUGGGUACAACGGGGGUAUAUAAUUAUUAUACAGAAAAGGAUUUUAUUGAAAACGAAGUGGCAAGAACUUUUAUGGAGCGUUGCGAUCACGACCGUGUCUGCAGCUCCCAUUUUAAAGCUCCGGAUACGUUGUUUACUGCGUAUCAAGAUAUUAUAACCACUCUCGACAAUCAAGUUGACUCAGCGUGUUCUGAGGUAAUGAACACCAUGGAUGUUAAAAAUCCAAAAUGGCCAGCCUCGUUUAAACUUCGAGCACUUGUUUCAUCACUGCUUUCAACCCCAGCAUUGAUCAUGACAAUUCCUCAAUUAGUGUACCACUUCAAGCGCUGCCAACCCCAUGAUGUGAAAGUCUUGACGAAAUUUAUCAGAAAUGUCGUAAAUCGUGGCCACUUUUUUUCGGGUCCUAACGAAAUCAGCUUCGAGGUUUUGAGUCCCCUCAUUCGUUUCUCGGAGUUGUGGGAGAGACCGACACCUUCGUUGGAAGAAUUGAGAAAGCGCUUUACGAACUCUUUCUCGGGUUGGGGCAUUUACACCGACGUUCCUUUGUAUUGUGCUUUCUCAAAAGAACAAUCGAAGGUGUGCGAUAAGUACAACUUUGGCAAGUAUGAAGCUCGCGGAGUCAUUUAUAAGCGCGACCGAUACUGGAAUGCGAGUGUUACAAUUCCGAGUCAGGCUAGCGUUCUAGUGCUGAGCAGUAAGAUGGAUACAUUUUCAUCGCACAAGUACUCGAAGAGCCUAUUGGAAUCCCUUACUGGUAAAAGGAAGGAGCUGAUCACCUUCGAAACUGGUAGUGGCGCAACAUUGACUUCUACAUCCUUACAACUGAGAUUUCAAUCGAUGGAAACAUGUGCAUAA
Plasmopara halstedii is the source of this 1536-nucleotide messenger RNA. RefSeq lists its product as uncharacterized. Bases 1 to 1536 code for a protein of 511 amino acids. The transcript is spliced from 3 exons. Lineage: Eukaryota; Oomycota; Peronosporomycetes; Peronosporales; Peronosporaceae. The record is from RefSeq and is a predicted model, not a curated record.